Truncatella angustata is the source of this 381-nucleotide messenger RNA. RefSeq lists its product as uncharacterized. The transcript is spliced from 2 exons. Gene Ontology annotation, biological process: mitotic sister chromatid cohesion. Bases 1 to 381 code for a protein of 126 amino acids. The record is from RefSeq and is a predicted model, not a curated record. Gene Ontology annotation, cellular component: Ctf18 RFC-like complex. Lineage: Eukaryota; Fungi; Ascomycota; Sordariomycetes; Amphisphaeriales; Sporocadaceae.
AUGGCCACCCAGGACAACGCUGGCAUCCCAUUGACGCAUGCUCACAAUGGACUGAAUUAUAAGCUCUUGGAGUUGCCUCCGGAGCUAUUAGCUUUGCUCGAAGCUGACGACGCUCCUGUCCUGACUCUCGAAUCGUCAGCAAAUUCAGCCCUUAUCAAGCAUGGGGAGAAGACCUGGGGAUUGCGGCAGAAGAACACAUCAAACGCCCUGAUGCUGCUGAGCCCUGGCGAGACCACGACAGACUCGUCACAAAUCCCAGAGCCUGGACUCAAGGCCAUAGCGACAGUCCACGAUACUAUAGAGCUCAUACCUCAGGCCAGCACCAGCAUAGCACCAGCUACUAAAGGCAAAUGGCAUGAGAAGUUCGCCAAAGGAAGAUGA